AUGACCCAAAAUAUCCUGGUGUAUCCCAGAAUUCACAGGAACAGCCACCGAGUGGAGGCUUCGCUCCAGGCCCUGCCGCCCCAAAAGAAGCUACGACCCCUGCUGUGCGACUUGGAGGAACAGUUCAAGAAACAUGCUGGAGCUGACCAAGCUUUGGAUCAGAAAGAACUCGCUGAGAUUUGGAUCAAGGCUGCAGAAGUCAAAGUAGGCAAAGUGUCGGCUGAAGAGGCGGCCUUCAUCGAACAAAGCACCAAGGAGUACUUCCAGAUUAUGGACACGGACAACUCUGGAAAAGUCACCUAUGAAGAAUUUGUUGCUGGCAUGCUUGGUGGCAACGAAGAUGUGGGUCACAUGCGACAGCUUCGACAACACUUGAACGCCUCCAUGAAGCAGGAUCCAAAGAAGCUUCAGAAGUUGAUUUCCGAAUUCAGAGAGUGGGACAAGAACGGUGAUGGUUAUGUCACAAAGGAGGAACUUGAGGAGCACCUUGGAAAGCUCCAGGAAUUGUCGGUGGCGGACGGCAAGAUCACUAAAGAAGAGAAAAGCAAGAUGGACCAGGUUAGAAAGAUGAUGGAUGACGUUUUUGCCAAUGCAGAUGCGAGGCUGCUCAGAAAUGGUCUCAAUUUGCAGGACACUGGUGAUGGGGACCAAGGAAUAUUUGCAGCUGAGAAGGUGGAGAUUCUCUUGUACGACAUCUCCAAGGGCAUGGCCGCAAAGCUAGGACCACUGCUGCUGGGGAAGAGCGCAGAGGCCAUUCACACCGGCGUGUUGGUGUAUGGAUCUGAAUACUGGUAUGGUGGGAGGCUGUUCCGCAGUGACCCACCCUGUCGUAAGCAGUUUGGAGAGCCCUUGACCAGUCCUUGGGGCAUCAAGCUGGAUAGGUCUGAGCAAAAGCCUGAACUGCCGGUGGUGAGACUUGGGUACACCUUCGUGACCCAUGAGGAGUUUGUUAGCUGGCUGCAAGCCGAAGUGAAGGAGCGAUAUACCGGCCUUCACACCUACGACUUGCUCACGCACAGCUGCAAUCAUUUCAGCAACGAGGCGGAGGAAAAUCCAGUGUGCAACUUCCUGCUAGGCCAGGGCAUUCCGGAGAAGAUUUUCGAACUGCAGAAGACUUUCCUUACUGGCCCAAUUGUGGCGCUACGUCCCUUCUUGAAUCGCUACUUGGGAGGUUUUGCUGAUGCCCAAAAAGGGAUUGAUGAAAACUUCAUGGCGAAGGACGGUGAUGUGGAAGGCGGAAAAACUGCAGAGGACCUCAAAGACGAGUUGCUGGGUAGUGGCGACGUGGUCCUCGUGGAGGGUGUUGAUGGCAUUCAUGGUGCUGUGCUGGCCACAGUGCUGAAGGAAGAGAAAGGAAAGUGCGAGAUCAAGUACUUCGAUCCUACCGAGCACAGAAUAGAGACAAUGCCCCUGGCCGCAGAAGGGCGUUCCUAUCUCGAAGAUGAAGAAGACCACAAAGAGCUGAGCCAAAGAGACUCACUCUUCGGAUCUCUUCGGAUUGAGGUGCCCAUGAUGACGGCUAGACCUUCGGUGAGGCCGGACUCGCCCAGUCCGAUGGAAAACGCCAUGAAGGUGGCCCGCGCAGCCGCUAUGGCAAACUCGGCCGAGACAGCAGCCUCUGCUCCGAACACACCUCGCUACAGAAGUGAGCCUGUGACUGCGGAGAGUUUCAACGCUAUGGCAGCUGCUGCGAAAGCGGCGGCACAGGCUGCACCUGGCAUGAACAUUGUGGUCAGACCAAUCUCCACUGCAGAGAUGGCUUUGUUGAAGCAAGAUGGGAGGCAAUCGGCCAGGAGUUUGCCCUCGGAGAGCAACCAGAUGGUCAAUGAUGCACCUCUGCAGGUCAGUGCAAGUGCAGUUCGUGGAGAUCAGCUGAGGAGUUGCCAGGUUGAGCUGGCGGAUCUCAGGAAGGAGGCCCUGAAGGAUGAUCCAAUGUUGAUUUCAUUGUCCAUGCAAACUGGAAAACGGGUGAAGUGCGCAGUGGCUCCGCUAGUACUGCGAUUCCUGUACGUCCCAGUGGUCUCCGAACUGGUCACCACUGAAACCAUUGAAGGACCUUUUCAGCUGAACCCCGGCGAACAGGCCAACGGCCAUCAAGGAACGCGGCAUCUCAAGCUUCAAACCAUUUUCGAGGACAAUCGAAAUAGCCUGAUCGAGGAACACAGGUAUUUUAUGGCCAACGAGUGGAACAGCAGCAAGCCGUACACACGAUUGCAAUGUGGAUCGCGUGACCGUGGCCAAACCAAUGUUUUUACCUUGGAGUACGACUUGCUGUGUCCAGUUCAGCUGCCACACUAUUCAGGUGUCCAUUUGCUUGCGAGCACUCUGCGAAUGUGGUAUACUUCUAUGAUGGCAUGUGUUCUUCACAUAGUCGCUCCGCGAGACUUGCCCUUCGCAACUCAUACCAUGAUUGUUGAGAAUACCCUCAGCGUCGCUGUACGUGAAGAAGAUGGACUCCAGAAUGAGGCAUGCCCCAUUUGCCUGGAAAACUUCCAAGUUGGUGACAAGGUUAGACGCCUUCCGUGCAUGCACCUCUUUCACGUAGUUGGUGGAGAGGCUUCGUUACAGGGCCGGCACUGCAACAUUGACAGGCAUUUGGUGCUGGACAAGCAGUGCCCAAUUUGCAAGACACCAAUUGACAUCAUGGAACAGGUGGAGCGUGAUGGAGCACAACGCGCUCAGCCUGCGGUUUCACAGCCAGGGGAAAGUGCGCAAGGUGGUGAACAGCCCGCGACCCCAGCACCUGUAGAAGAAACUCAAGCAGAAGUUUCAAGGCCAGCUCAAAGUCCAGCGGCAGAGUCACAGGAAGCGACGCAACAAACGAGGCAAAGCGAGGCAGGGCUCCCAGAGCAGGCGGCAGAGCUUGAACGUGUUGUGCGGAGCUUGCAGUCUCGCUGGUUGCAGAUCCAGGAUGUCGUUGCAGGCGUGCAGCAGAUGCUUCACUACAUCGAGGACAGCCAGUCAGCCCUUUCCGCAGUUCGUGAGAACGCUGCUGCCAUGACAAGAACAGGUGAUGCAGAUCCGGCAGAUCCCCCAGCAGAGCAGCUGGAGGAAUCGCAGGAAGCGCCCGAAAAUCCCGACGUGCCGGCAGAGACACCCGCCACAGAGGUUGCAAUGCAGAGGCCUGAGGCGCCUGAGGCGCCUGAGGCAGAGCCGGAAAGCCCGGCCACGGCGGCCACGGCGGCCGCGGAAGCUGUGCAGGCAGCUGCAACGGCCACCACUUCAGAUGACAGGCAAGUGCCGAUGGAGGCAGCAAAUUGGCAACCAUUCACCAUGGCAGAGAAAGUUUGCAAUGCCUACACCUGGAGACGUCGACGGUUGGGGAUGCUCAAAGAGAUGUCUGCAGCUUCCAGCACCACUACAUAG
Cladocopium goreaui is the source of this 3366-nucleotide messenger RNA. The record is from the annotation of a GenBank genome assembly. NCBI's taxonomy places the organism in Eukaryota, Dinophyceae, Suessiales, Symbiodiniaceae.